Molecule: messenger RNA, 629 nt
Organism: Lotus japonicus
Lineage: Eukaryota; Viridiplantae; Streptophyta; Magnoliopsida; Fabales; Fabaceae
Product: 60S ribosomal protein L37-3-like
Exons: 4
Coding region: 141-428 (95 amino acids)
Biological process (GO): translation
Cellular component (GO): cytosolic large ribosomal subunit; ribosome
Molecular function (GO): structural constituent of ribosome; RNA binding
Source: RefSeq, a predicted model, not a curated record
GAGAAAUGAAACUCAAGGCCCAAAACUUCGCUUAGAGGUAAAAAGAAGCCCAAAACCUCAUCGUCAACACAUUCACAGGCACAUAUAAAUCCUUUCUCACCCCGCAGCCACCUCAAAAUUAGGGUUUACGAUCUGCUCCAAUGGGUAAGGGUACUGGCAGUUUCGGUAAGCGUAGGAACAAGACCCACACCCUCUGUGUCAGGUGUGGCCGCCGCAGCUUCCACCUCCAGAAGAGUCGCUGCGCCGCCUGCGCCUUCCCCGCUGCACGCAAGAGGAAGUAUAACUGGAGUGUGAAGGCCAUUAGGAGAAAGACCACUGGCACUGGAAGAAUGAGGUACUUGCGUAACGUGCCUCGCAGGUUCAAGAGCGGUUUCAGAGAAGGUACUGAAGCUGCACCCAGGAACAAGGGAGCAGCUGCAUCUACCUAAGCCUGUGAAAGAUCCCUUUUUGCUGGGCUAAUGAAUUAUAGGAGUUAAGGUUUUUGUUUUUUAUGUUGGGAUCAGACUCUAUGGAGCAUUAUUCGAUCUGUCAUUUUCAUUUCCUUUUAAUAUGUAGCUGUUUUAUGUUUCAAGAUGAUGAGAAUUGUAAGACAUUUUUGCUUGUUCAAUGAGAGUUUUUGACAUUGAUAA